AGGAAGGAGGAAGAGGAGGAGGUGCAGGAGGCCCGUCGGAGGGCGGCCCCGUCCGUGCAAGAGUUCAAGUACAACAAAAAGCGGGUUCGCCUCGUCUCUCAGGGCUCAGACCUGAAGGAUGACGCUCGGUGCAUCCUUUACUGGAUGUCCCGGGACCAGCGGGUGCAAGAUAACUGGGCGUUCCUCUACGCCCAGCGCCUGGCCCUCAAACAGGAGCUGCCUCUGCACGUCUGCUUCUGCCUCGUGCCCAAAUUCCUGGAUGCCACCAUCCGCCACUACAGUUUCAUGCUGAGGGGCCUGCAGGAGGUGGCUGAGGAGUGUGCAGAGCUGAACAUCCCCUUCCAUUUGCUCCUGGGCUACGCAAAGGACGUGCUGCCCGCGUUCGUAGUGGAGCAUGGCGUGGGCGGGCUGGUGACAGACUUCUGCCCCCUCCGCCUCCCCCGGCAGUGGGUGGAGGACGUCAAGGAGCAGUUGCCAGAGGAUGUGCCGUUCGCACAGGUUGAUGCCCACAAUAUCGUGCCCUGCUGGGUGACCUCCCCCAAGCAGGAGUAUAGUGCCAGGACCAUCCGGGCCAAGAUCCACGCUCAGCUCCCCGAGUUCCUCACUGAGUUCCCCCCUGUUAUUCGUCACCCAUAUUCCCCCUCCAGUCCAGCAGAGCCCAUCGCUUGGGAGGCCUGUUAUUCCAGCUUGCAGGUGGACCGCAGUGUGAAGGAGGUGGAGUGGGCGACCCCCGGCACGGCUGCCGGGCUGGCCGUGCUGCGGUCCUUCCUCACGGAGCGGCUGAAAUCCUUCAGCUCCCACCGGAAUGACCCCAACAAGGCAGCACUCAGCAACCUGUCCCCGUGGUUCCACUUCGGCCAGGUUUCCACCCAACGAGCCAUCCUGGAGGUGCAGAAGCACCGGGGCAAAUACAAGGAGUCGGUGGACGCGUUUGUGGAGGAGGCCGUGGUGCGGCGGGAGCUGGCUGACAACUUUUGCUACUACAAUGAGAACUACGACAGCGUGCAGGGUGCCUACGACUGGGCGCAGACCACCUUGAAGCUCCACGCCAAAGACAAGAGGCCUUUUCUCUAUGAGCUGCAAGAGCUGGAGCAGGGGACUACGCAUGACCCACUGUGGAAUGCUGCCCAGCUUCAAAUGGUCCUGGAGGGCAAGAUGCAUGGCUUCCUGCGAAUGUACUGGGCCAAGAAGAUCCUGGAGUGGACUCGCUCCCCCGAGGAGGCCCUGCGGUUUGCCAUCUACCUCAACGACCGCUACGAGCUGGACGGGAGGGAUCCCAACGGAUACGUAGGCUGCCUCUGGUCCAUCUGCGGCGUGCACGACCAGGGCUGGGCGGAGCGGGCCGUCUUCGGGAAGAUCCGCUACAUGAACUACGCCGGCUGCAAGCGCAAGUUCGACGUGGGGCAGUUUGAGCGUCGCUAUGCGCCCCGCCCGCUCUCCCCAUGA
Merops nubicus (carmine bee-eater) is the source of this 1446-nucleotide messenger RNA. RefSeq names its product deoxyribodipyrimidine photo-lyase-like. The transcript has 9 exons. The record is from RefSeq and is a predicted model, not a curated record. The annotation marks the transcript as partial. Gene Ontology annotation, biological process: photoreactive repair. Lineage: Eukaryota; Metazoa; Chordata; Aves; Coraciiformes; Meropidae. Gene Ontology annotation, molecular function: deoxyribodipyrimidine photo-lyase activity.